Molecule: messenger RNA, 2284 nt
Organism: Doryrhamphus excisus (bluestripe pipefish)
Lineage: Eukaryota; Metazoa; Chordata; Actinopteri; Syngnathiformes; Syngnathidae
Gene: taf6
Product: TAF6 RNA polymerase II, TATA box binding protein (TBP)-associated factor
Biological process (GO): transcription initiation at RNA polymerase II promoter; RNA polymerase II preinitiation complex assembly
Cellular component (GO): SAGA complex; transcription factor TFIID complex; SLIK (SAGA-like) complex
Molecular function (GO): protein heterodimerization activity; transcription coactivator activity; RNA polymerase II general transcription initiation factor activity
Source: RefSeq, a predicted model, not a curated record
GAACACAAGCGCUCAGUCACGAAUGGAACUUCCUGUUGCUAACCGCCAUCCUCUCGGUUGUUUUUUUCCACAGAGAAUGGAUUAUAACAUAAACAGUUAACUUUGAGGAUCAUGUGUCGUCGCAUAUCGUACUAGUGAGUACUGGUAUUCGUUCCUGCUCACCCACUCAAAGAAGAAUCCUUGAUGCAGCUAUGGCGGAAGAAAGGCGUCAGAAGCAGUGUUCGGUCGUCCUCCCCACAGAGUCCAUGAAGGCGAUGGCAGAGUCUGUGGGAGUGGGCCAGCUACAGGAGGACAGCUGCUCAGCCCUAAGUGAAGAGGUCAGCUACAGAAUUAAAGAAAUUACACAGGAUGCUUUGAAGUUUAUGCAUCACGGAAAGCGACGUAAACUAACCACCAAUGACAUUGAUAAUGCCCUGAAACUUAAAAAUGUGGAGCCCCUGUAUGGAUUCCAGUCUCAAGAGUUUAUCCCAUUUCGUUUUGCAAGCGGUGGUGGAAGAGAACUUCAUUUCUAUGAGGAGAAGGAAGUGGACCUUAGUGACAUUAUUAACACACCACUGCCCAGAGUUCCACUAGAUGUGUCGUUAAAAGCCCACUGGUUAAGUAUUGAAGGGAUUCAACCUUCUAUUCCUGAAAAUCCACCACCAGCACCAAAAGAGCAACAAAAAGCUGAGUCUACGGAACCCCUCAAAGUUGUCAAACCCGGCCAAGAGGAAGAGGGUACAAUUCAAGGCAAGAGUCAGGGUACAUCGGCUGAUGGUAAAGGAAAAGAAAAGGGUCCAAUAAGGCUCAAACCUCGCAGCACCCAUGAGCUUUCUGUGGAACAGCAGCUCUACUACAAGGAGAUCACUGAAGCAUGUGUUGGCUCCUGUGAAGCCAAAAGAGCUGAAGCCUUGCAAAGUAUUGCCACAGACCCUGGACUGUAUCAGAUGCUUCCAAGAUUCAGCACCUUCAUUUCGGAAGGAGUUCGUGUUAAUGUGGUGCAAAACAACUUGGCUCUCCUGAUUUACCUCAUGCGGAUGGUCAAAGCACUGAUGGACAACCCCACUUUAUACUUGGAAAAAUAUUUGCAUGAACUGAUCCCGGCUGUGGUGACAUGCAUUGUGAGCAAGCAGCUGUGCUUGAGACCAGAUGUUGACAACCACUGGGCUUUACGUGACUUUGCAGCUCGUCUCAUGGCACAGAGUUGUAAAACCUUCAGCACCACGACCAACAACAUCCAAUCUCGCAUCACUAAGACUUUCACUAAGAGCUGGCUAGACGACAAAACCCAGUGGACCACACGAUACGGCUGUAUUGCCGGGCUUGCUGAAUUGGGACCUGAUGUGAUAAAGACGUUGAUCCUUCCUCGACUUGCUGUAGAGGGCGCUCGCAUCAAAGCGGUGAUGGAAGGACCGGUGAUCUCCAACAUUGAUAAGAUUGGGGCAGAUCAUGUUCAAAGCCUUUUACUGAAACACUGUGCCAGUGUCAUUGCCAAGAUACGACCUCCACCUGACAAUGUAGAACAAUAUCGGACAGACUACGGUUACCUCGCACCCAUGCUGUGCUCCCAUGUAGUGAAGGCCAGGACCCAAGCUGCGAUGCAGGCCCAGCAAGUCAAUAGAACCACAUUAACAAUAACACAGCCUCGUCCAACCCUCUCUGUCUCUCAAAGCGGACUCGGUGGAUCGACAGGUCCUCGCACUCCCAGCAUCAUUAAGGUUCCAAGUUCUCUUACCCUUAUGUCACCAAGACCGGGGACUCCAUCACAGCCAUCGCCCCCUGCAACUAAGUAUUUUGUUAUGGGAACCAGUGCCGGAUCUGCCUCAACACAGCAGCAGGUAAUCACCAUCAGCUCUUCCCAGUCAGCCUCGACAGUUACCAGCACUGUACCCAGCGCCACUUCGACCUUGCAGCCCUUGGUGAAAUUGGAACCUGGCAGCGGCCCGGCACUUCCAAGUUCACGACCCAUGCAGAAAUACAUAGUGGUGUCACUGCCUUCGUCUGCCUCUUCUACCAUGGAGAAUAAGAGCUCUGUGAUACCAACUCCCAUUUCCUCAACACUAGAAACUGGGCUGAAGACCGACCGAUCGGAGUCUCCUGGUGCGAGUACACAGUCACCACACUGACGUUUAUCACAAGAGAUUACAUUUAUUUGGGCUAAAACAAAAACUCUGGAGUGUUGACUGUAAUGUGUAAAUAUGUUAAUGCACAACAAUGAGUCACUCAGUGGCAUUUCAGAUGUUGACUCAAACUGAUGACAUGCGCUUUUUUUAACUCAAAAAAUAAAUUUGACUUUGUAUUUCUA